Molecule: messenger RNA, 762 nt
Organism: Aspergillus puulaauensis
Lineage: Eukaryota; Fungi; Ascomycota; Eurotiomycetes; Eurotiales; Aspergillaceae
Product: SDR family NAD(P)-dependent oxidoreductase
Exons: 3
Coding region: 1-762 (253 amino acids)
Molecular function (GO): oxidoreductase activity
Source: RefSeq, a predicted model, not a curated record
AUGUCAUACGCCGAUCUCAAGGACAAAGUCUUCGUCGUCACGGGUGCCGCCUCUGGACAGGGCCGUGCUACGUCCAUCCUCCUCGCUCGUCAAGGCGCGAAGCUUGCACUGUUGGAUCUAAAUGACCCCAAAGCCGUCAUCAAUGAAAUAGAAAACAUCGGCGGGGAAGCCAUAGGAUUUAAAGUCGACGUCGUCGACUCUGGCGCGAUCGAGGCCGCCGUUAAAGCAACCAAGGCAAAAUACGGCAAGGUUAACGGAGCAGCUAACCUCGCUGGAUGGAUCGGAACUCAGGGUUUCAAAGGGAAGGGGUAUGCCCUGGAUACCAUCAAAGACGAGGAAUGGGACGCCAUGAUGUCAAUCAACCUGAACGGAAUCCGGAACAGUUUGUCGUCAGAGCUGAGGCAUAUUAGCGACGGUGGGAGUAUUGUCAGCGUCGCCAGUAUUGCUGGCCAGCGAGGGUCUCCCUGGAAUGCCCCUUAUGGAGCUGCUAAAUGGGGGGUUAUUUCCUUGACCAAAUCGGCUGCGCAGGAGGCUGGGACAAGGAACGUCAGGGUAAACGCGGUGGCUCCAGGUGUCGUUGAUACACCUCUUGCUGCUGCCCUAGGCUCUCCGGAUCUGGUAUUCCAGAGAAUGGUUUCGAGAACCGCCCUUCAACGACUCGCCCAGCCUGAGGAAAUCGCCAAUUGCAUUCUAUUCUUGCUUAGCGAUACUUCUAGCUUUGUCACAGGAAGUGUUCUAAAUGCAGAUGGGGGAUUCCAGUAG